Molecule: messenger RNA, 644 nt
Organism: Hevea brasiliensis (rubber tree)
Lineage: Eukaryota; Viridiplantae; Streptophyta; Magnoliopsida; Malpighiales; Euphorbiaceae
Product: histone H3.2
Exons: 1
Coding region: 75-485 (136 amino acids)
Cellular component (GO): nucleosome
Molecular function (GO): DNA binding; structural constituent of chromatin; protein heterodimerization activity
Source: RefSeq, a predicted model, not a curated record
GACUCUCCUCAACCACCAAAUUUGUACUCUUCCUUUCUUUUUCUAGGCAGGCAAACAUUUCCCUUGGCAUUCGAAUGGCUCGUACAAAGCAAACCGCUCGGAAAUCUACUGGAGGCAAGGCCCCAAGGAAGCAGCUAGCCACCAAGGCUGCGAGGAAAUCUGCUCCGGCAACCGGUGGAGUAAAGAAGCCCCACAGGUUUAGACCUGGGACCGUGGCCCUAAGAGAAAUCAGGAAGUAUCAAAAGAGCACGGAGCUUUUGAUCAGGAAGCUUCCAUUCCAGAGAUUGGUUAGGGAAAUUGCUCAAGAUUUCAAGACUGAUCUGAGAUUCCAGAGCAGUGCUGUUGCAGCCCUACAGGAGGCAGCUGAGGCAUAUUUGGUUGGGUUAUUUGAGGAUACGAACUUGUGUGCUAUUCACGCUAAGAGGGUUACUAUCAUGCCUAAGGAUAUUCAGCUGGCACGAAGGAUUAGGGGUGAGCGGGCUUAGGUCGGGGUUAUUUUGUGUUUCUUUGUGUCUUCAAUUUUAGCUUUUGUUCUAGAUCUAGAUUCUUAUGUGAUUAGGGUUUGACUUACAUGUAGUUGAGGAAGAAAUCCUACGGAAAAUCUUAUCCCUUUUUGUUGAAUCAAGUAUUGGAUUUUACCUGCU